This is a messenger RNA of Lolium perenne, 1854 nucleotides long. RefSeq lists its product as uncharacterized. The record is from RefSeq and is a predicted model, not a curated record. NCBI's taxonomy places the organism in Eukaryota, Viridiplantae, Streptophyta, Magnoliopsida, Poales, Poaceae.
CGCCGUCCUCUCCCCCCCCCCGCCACACACCUAGGUGACACGCCACAAGAUACCAAGAUCCCAAGAACAAGCAAUCCCAUGUCUGAAAACCUUUAUAUAAGAUCCCCGGCCCCUCUCUCCUCCACUUGUACUCCACCACCCGAAGAUCGCCACGCGCGCGCACAGCUCGUCUCAAGCAAGAAACGUGAGAGGGAAGUUCGUCGAUCGACGACGAUUGAUUGAUUGACUGAUCCGACGACAUGGGGCGGCGGUCCAACGCCUCGCCGGCGGGUUCCGGGGAGCCGCUGCUGCCGGAGGCAGCACCACCAAAGGGCCAUGGCAGGGACAGGAGCGCGAUGAUGCAGCGGACGACGUCGCACGCGAACGACGAGCUGCAGUGGUUCCGGUCGUGCCUCCGGUGGGUGUGCAUGGACCACUCCGCCCCGGGCCGCGCCGCGCUCUCCUGGCUGCUCUUCCUCCUCCUCGCCGUCGUCGUCCCUGCCGUCGCGCACUUCCUGCUCGCCUUCCGCCCCUCGCGCCGCCCCUUCGACGCCGUCGUCCAGCUCUCGCUCUCCGCCGCCUCCGGUGCCAGCUUCCUCUGCCUCUCCUCCUCCUUCCGCCGCAUCGGGCUCCGCCGCCUGCUCUACCUCGACAAGCUGCAGACCAAGAGCGACCGCGUCAGGCUCAACUACACGGCGCGCCUCGCCUUCUCCUUCCGCCUCCUGGCGUCGCUCGUCGCGCCCUGCUUCGCCGCCGAGGCCGCCUACAAGGCCUGGUGGUACGCCACCUCCGCCGACCGCGUCCCCUUCUUCGCCAACGACGUCCUCAGCGACGUCGUCGCCUGCUCCCUCGAGAUGGCGUCGUGGAUGUACCGCAGCGCCAUCUACCUCCUCACCUGCGUGCUCUUCAGGCUCAUCUGCCACCUCCAGGGCCUCCGCCUCGAGGACUUCGCCGGCUCACUGCUCGUCGAGGUCGAGGAGGGCAGGAUGGGGGUCGAGCGCGUCCUCAGGGAGCACCUCGACAUCCGCAAGCAGCUCAAGGUCAUCAGCCACCGGUUCCGAAGGUUCAUCGUCGCCGCGCUGCUCAUCGCCACCGCCAGCCAGUUCGCAUCCGUGCUCCUCACCACCCGCCACGACUCCAUCGACGACCUCCUCCACACCGGCGAGCUCGCGCUAUGUUCAGUUGUGCUCAUGUCUGGGCUCACCAUAAUCCUGAGCAGCGCCGCCAAGAUCACUCAUCAGGCUCAGGCCCUCACAGGCCAGACCACCAAGUGGCACGCCUGCUGCACUAUCGAGCCAGCCCCAGAGGAAGAAGUCGAUCCUGGAUCCAACCACAACUCCAUGGUGGAAGAGUACUCGGAGUCUGAGAGCGACUGCGCAUCCAGCGAGGAGACCGGGGACGAUGACAUACUGGAGAACACCAGGUUCCUGCAGCCUCACUCAACCGUGAUCUCCUUUCAGAAGAGGCAGGCACUAGUGACCUACCUGGAGAACAACAAAGCCGGCAUCACGGUGUUCGGGUUCACGCUGGACCGGGCGUACCUCCACACGAUAUUCAUGCUUGAGUGGACGCUCUUCUUGUGGCUCCUGGGGAAAACAAUCGGGUUCUCGUGAAGACUGAAGACGAGGGAAUGCAUGUAUAUUGUCCUCUCCAAGUGCAUGGUUCGUUUAGUUUUCGCAGCCACAGGUUUGAUUUGGUUGCAUUUUUGUUCCGGGUGUGCAUUUUGGUCUGUGUGUGUGUGUGCACGUGAGUGGUAGUGCACUGUAUUUAUGCUAGCGAUUUGUGCGAUGAUGUGUAAAUUAUGGGUUGAUUGCUCGUGACACCCCACGGUACAAAGGUGUAUGUAAAAUUGUAGAUGAGUGUUGUAGAUAUUAG